AUGGAAUCACCCGCGUCCGGUUCAGGAGAAUCGCAAACUCAAAGAAGAAGUGUUAUUUGGAUGCAUUUCACCAAUAUAUCGGAAGCUAAUGCAAAGUCUAAUCUUUGUAAAAAUAUUUAUUCGCAUAAAAAUGGAAACAUUGGCAAUUUAAGGAAGCAUUUGAAAACUAAACAUCCGACUCUUUCAUUGGAAGGAGAAAGGGCAAAACGGCGGGUGGAAGACGAAAAUAUGCCUAGGUGCAAAAGGAACUUAGUUUCAGGUAUAGCGAAUGCGAAACAAUCUGACAGAGAAGAUAAUACAAACUUUAGACAGUUCAGAAAUCGGAGCAAGAUAUCAUUUACUGUUUUUGAUGGUUGCGGUACUUCGGUUUUAAGUCUCUCAGAGCCCGAACACACUGUUCUUGGUUAA
Acanthoscelides obtectus is the source of this 408-nucleotide messenger RNA. The record is from the annotation of a GenBank genome assembly. Lineage: Eukaryota; Metazoa; Arthropoda; Insecta; Coleoptera; Chrysomelidae.